This is a messenger RNA of Botrytis cinerea B05.10, 2583 nucleotides long. It is a transcript of the gene Bcpct1, whose product is annotated as Bcpct1. Bases 573 to 2036 code for a protein of 487 amino acids. The transcript is spliced from 4 exons. The record is from RefSeq and is a predicted model, not a curated record. Gene Ontology annotation, cellular component: nuclear envelope. Gene Ontology annotation, biological process: CDP-choline pathway. NCBI's taxonomy places the organism in Eukaryota, Fungi, Ascomycota, Leotiomycetes, Helotiales, Sclerotiniaceae. Gene Ontology annotation, molecular function: choline-phosphate cytidylyltransferase activity; phosphatidylcholine binding.
GAGAAACCGGGUUUGAUCAUGUCCAUGUCCAGUGCAGAGCGGAUGGAAGAGACACUUGCCUAGUAAUAAUCGAUUAGUUUAAAACUAGCUUUAUGUGCGGACAACAAGACAGUUCCAUUCCAAACCAUCAUUACGGACUUGUAUUAUGUUUAUUAUGUCCAUGUCCUAUGUUCAUCUAAUUUACAUAAAGUUUUGAUUUUUUGGGCCCCAGAGCAAGAAAGCACCACUCUUCUUUUUUAUUUGUAUAUCGUCGUCGUGAUAUUUAAUUACAUGCCCACUUGAAUCUCAACGGCUUUCUCUUCUCUGCUCUGAUAUCAAUGUCUCUAUGAUCAUCAACCGCACAGUACUAAAGAAGCAUUACAUCAACGGCCAACCACCCGCCCACAACUAAACCCUGGUCAAAAUUAUUUCAAUUCGGGAAGCUCCUCCCAUUGUCAAAGAACUCCCUCCAGCGCAGCACCGCACAACACCUGCAAUUUAAGCACACAAACGCGAAAGCUUAUAGUUCACUUAUCUCAACCCCCCUCUGUCAGUCGAGUGUUUAUUUCCAGAUUGAAAGUUAAAACUGCAAAAUGUCUUCUCCAUCAUCCGGCGGAAGUGUGGGAAAGAGAAAGCGUACUGCUCCUGCUUCAUCCAAAAAACCCUCAACACUCGAUCAAUUACAAAAUUCAUCGAGAGAUGCAUCUGGUGAAGAUGGCGAAUCCACAGCUCCAGAGACCAGAGAAACACGUAGCUCAAGCCACAAAAAAACUAUCUCCAUGGACUCUCAAAACCCACCCGCGAAACGUCUUCGAUCAUCUACACACGAGAAAGUAGCAGUUAAUGGAUCUGACAACGCGCGAGAUCCAGGUGAGCCAUCGGAUACAACUGAAGGCAGUACAGACAUUGCGAACAGAGUUGGAAAGAAGGGAAGAAAAAGCAUUUCCAAAGGAGAGGAAGAUGUGCCAGAACAAGAGGGAGAGAAAGAGACCGCACAAUCAAUGGCUCCACCACCAAUUGGAAAAUUGACGGAUCCAGUUGGAUACAAAACAAACCCGCCACCUGCUGAUAGACCAGUUCGUGUUUAUGCGGAUGGUGUGUUUGAUCUAUUUCAUCUUGGACAUAUGCGACAGCUUGAACAAGCGAAGAAAGCAUUCCCAGAUGUUUAUUUGUUGGUCGGAGUUACAGGAGACGCGGAAACACACAAGAGAAAAGGACUUACAGUUCUAUCUGGGCAAGAGCGAGCCGAGACUGUAAGACAUUGCAAAUGGGUCGAUGAGGUUGUUGAGAACUGCCCAUGGAUUGUUACUCCAGAAUUUCUAGCAGAGAAAAGGAUUGAUUACGUUGCGCAUGAUGAUCUUCCAUAUGGAGCUGAUGAGGGAGAUGAUAUUUACAAACCGAUCAAGGAACAAGGAAAAUUCUUGGUUACACAGAGAACCGAGGGUGUUAGCACGACCGGUAUCAUCACAAAGAUUGUUCGAGACUAUGAGAAAUAUAUUGCACGUCAAUUCAAGCGGGGCACAACAAGACAGGAACUUAACGUAUCAUGGCUCAAGAAGAAUGAACUCGAUCUAAAGCGUCAUGUUGCAGAGAUGAGAGAAGCUAUUCGAACAAAUUGGAGUACUACUGGUCAGGAAUUGGGCAAAGAAUUGAAACAAUUCUGGCAAUCCAGUCGUCCUGGUAGCCCCGCACGCAUGCACAGUUUCGACGGGAAUAGUACUGGAUCCCUCACAAGCCCAUCUGCUCUACAACAUCUUACACGCCGUUUGGAAAUCCCAAGAAAUGAUAGCCCAGGUCCGGGCAGCGAUUUUGCAACAGGAUAUAGUUUAGGUCUUAUUGGUGGUGUACGAUCAUGGAUGACUCGAAGUCGUCAAACCAAUCGUGAUAGCUUACAAGGAAGUGAAAGCAGUGAAGAGGAAAGUGAUGAGAGACUUUCACCACGUGGUAGAAACGAAAAGGAAAAUUUCAAACGUGAUGAAAAUGAAGUUGAUGAAGAACAAGUCGAUGCACAAAUUGAUGCGGCUAUGGCGGAAAAUGCUAAGAAAUCUGGCCAAUAAAUGUGGAUUGGCUUCUGGAAUGACGCAGGGUAUACAGGACUUCAAUUGAAAAGUCUUUCAGUUUGUUUUGUGUGAUCGAUUUUUUACCUUGUUAGUACAUACUUUAUUGUGUUGUUAUGCUACAUACAUACAUACCUACGUGAGGGUAUUCGGCAAGUUGUGUGGGAUAGUCAGGAAGAGAAUCAAGCAUUGGAGUCCGAGCAAAUACCUAGAGAUCGUGGUUGUAUCACUUUCGGAGAGUAGGGCGAGCCUUUCAAGCAGAGUGGUACGGUUGUUGGUAUUUUGGUAGUAAUAUCUAAAUGCACAGGUAUGAUGUCCAGGAAGCGCGGAAGGAUGUUGUUGUAUACCUACCACCUAGGUAUAUUCGACCAGAAGAAAUAUGGUCCGAAGCUCAGUCUUUAUGUUUGCUUUCACUUACUUUGUAUUUUUAUCAUUAUUUUGCUAGAGUUAAUGGAAAAGAAAUGGGUUUAAUGGAAAAUGAUGGUGGAACUGCAAUGGUUUGGACUUUUGGAUAGACAAAAAUUUAAGAUAUUAACGUUGAUUUACA